This is a messenger RNA of Aphanomyces invadans, 2227 nucleotides long. RefSeq lists its product as hypothetical. Bases 19 to 2127 code for a protein of 702 amino acids. The record is from RefSeq and is a predicted model, not a curated record. Gene Ontology annotation, molecular function: RNA binding. Gene Ontology annotation, biological process: maturation of SSU-rRNA. The transcript has a single exon. Gene Ontology annotation, cellular component: nucleolus. NCBI's taxonomy places the organism in Eukaryota, Oomycota, Saprolegniomycetes, Saprolegniales, Verrucalvaceae.
ACUUGGCACAUUUUCGACAUGGCCGGCCCGCUCGAGUUGAGUGCUGCGUGGACGUCGCGAGGAGACUCGCGCAUCGUUGGCGCACACCCAUGUGCCGGACCAAUGCCUGGGCAUAUCCUGGUCACGACGUCAGAUCAAGUUGUCCUGCUCAACACGUCCAAAUCCACGUUCCAAGGGACCGCCGCGGUCGUGCACAGUUGGGAGUAUCGUGCGGGCAGUGCACAGGCGUUGUCAGUUGUCGCUGUACAACAUCCUACCAAGCACGAUUUAUUCUACGGGGUGCGAGGCAAAGGUAAGAUGGAUUUCGUUUCGUGGUCGUUGGCUACGGAACGCAUCGGCGAUGUCCCUGCCCGCUCGCUGUCAUUCGAAGUCCAUGCUCUUCUCGUGAACAGCAAGCUUGAUGGAUGCGUCGCCGUCAGCACGUCUGGCGCUGUGUCCGUUGUGACGGAUUCCUCCAUUGCACCUUUGCUUCCCGCCUCGACGGGAUCGAAGGUGAUGUUUGCACUUCUCUCGAACGACAGCUCCCACCAACUCCACCUCACCCUCGUGCUCAAGUCCGACGGGUCCAAGUACACUGUGAUGUCUUUCACACUGGCGCAGGAUCAUGGCGACAUCUCAGCUGUGUCCAUCGCGUCGACUUGGCCCCAGCACAUCGUGAACCCGCCAACUUCGUCGGCCUCGUUGGUUUCCGCUCUCGCCGAUGACUCGCACAAGCUGUCGCUCUUCUGGUCGACGGGCGAAUGGCAGGUGCUGGCAUUGCUGGGCGCCACGACUGAACUGAAACAUGUCACCAAGCUGGCCAUUGCUGCUCCAUCGACUGCUUCCGUGACAACGGUGACAUCGGAUGAAGGCAGCAAGAAGAAGCGAAAGGUCACGGCAGCAUCGUCCUCUCCAUCUGGCGAUGCCACGUACUUCGUCGCGGCUAUCUCAGCCAAGUCGAUUGUAGUCGCGUCGUCCGUGUCUCUGUCCGUGUGGAAUAGCCAGUAUGUUGUCGAGAUGUCGGCAUUUGCGGUGUCCAGUCCCGCGGCAUCGUCUUCGCUCGUGGCGCUCGUUGUGUUGCCGCAAACGUCCCAUAUUGCGUAUGUGUUGGACCGAUCUAUUCAAGUUGCGGUCGUCCCGUCGGCCCCCGCGACGCUCGCCUCCGUGCUCGGCAAAGGCGCGACGCACCAGCAACCCGCGCUCGUCUUGUCCAACUUUGAAGCGGCGAAUCCCGCUGAAGUGGCCGCCAUCAUGACCUCGUUGGACUUGACCAACUGGCAGUCCAAGCUGCUCGGGGAAAACGCCACCCAGUUGGACGUGCUGCACAAACUGACGACGCCCACCGCGACGCCAACCCGCGAAGCGUUCCAGAAAGUCUUUUAUGGGUAUGUGUUCUUCAAGGCAAAGCGAAAGCUGCGAGUGGGGGUGCUAUCGCCUCAGUUUGUCGUUCAGGCUGCGACUCGCAUCGUGGCAUCGCCGAAGCUUGCGCUGUGGGCCGAGUUGUCGCUGCUCCUGUCGACCAAGCACUUGUGCAGCCGAUCGAUCCCGUCCCUUGUGCCUACCAUGAUGUCCCUCAAGCAGUUUGCCAUCCUGGAAGAGUGCUUGCUGCACUUGUCGGACGUGGACGAAGUGCUGGCCAUUCGAAUAUGCAAAUUUAUCCUGCGCGAAGCGUCGCCGGCGUCCGUGGCGGCGUUCCAGGCGCAGCACGGGAAGGGCACGACCACGGGCGUCACGACCCCAAGCCAAUUUGUCGAGCACUUUUUGAGCCUCGUUGUGGCAUUGCCAAAGGCUGACGUGUUUUUGCAAAAUGCCAUGCAGGCAUUCACUGUGCCCGAAGUGCUCGCGCUGUUGGCAUGUUUGAAGAAGUGGUAUCGCCAGCGCGCCGCCCCCGAAUCGCUCCAUCACAUUGUCGAGUGGAUGGGGCUCCUCCUCGACGUCCACUACACGGCGCUCGUUGUCGAGAGCGACACGUCUCCGUACAUCGUGACCGUGCUCCAGGACCUCCAGAAACUCUUGCUCACCCACGUCGACGCGUGCCACCACAUGGCCGACGUGCACGGCGAACUCGAUCAGUUCUUGACCAGCGCCCACUUGCCCCAAACCGCCGCUUCCUUGCCAGACUAUGCCGUCGACGUCCUCCUCCUUUAACCCUAAGCAGUACAUUACCCAUCCCCCAGCGUGCAACUGACGUCUUCUCGCCAUGUCGUCACCUCGGAAUGCGUCCCCACACCGUCGACGAAGUCCGGGG